CACAGUGCUGGGUGCUCACUGGUGACCAAGCCAGGUGGGAUCCCCACACUCUGGGCCAGAGCCCGUGGCCAGAGGAGUGGCCCUCACUCCAGCUCUGCAGAAGUUUCUUCCCUGGAGAGGUCAUGGCUUCCGGCUUCUCGGACCUGAGGCUCCAACAGAGGAAAUGACCAUCAGGGACCCUGCUCCAGACCCAUUACGGAGACUGAACCUUCACGGGGUGCGAACCUGCCUGGGACAGGGAAGCUUCUCUCUUUGAAGGGCUUUACAUUUGUCACAGAAAAGUAAAGAUGACGACUUCGUCUAUCAGACGGCAGAUGAAAAACAUCGUGAACAAUUACUCGGAAGCUGAAAUAAAAGUCCGGGAAGCCACCUCCAACGACCCGUGGGGCCCGUCCAGCUCCCUGAUGACGGAGAUCGCGGACCUGACCUACAAUGUGGUGGCCUUCUCGGAGAUCAUGAGCAUGGUGUGGAAGCGGCUCAACGACCACGGCAAGAACUGGCGGCACGUGUACAAGGCGCUGACGCUGCUCGACUACCUCAUCAAGACGGGCUCGGAGCGCGUGGCCCAGCAGUGCCGCGAGAACAUCUUCGCCAUCCAGACCCUGAAGGACUUCCAGUACGUCGACCGCGACGGCAAGGACCAGGGCGUCAACGUGCGCGAGAAGGCCAAGCAGCUGGUGGCCCUGCUGAAGGACGAGGAGCGGCUGAAGGCCGAGCGGGCCCAGGCGCUCAAGACCAAGGAGCGCAUGGCCCAGGUGGCCACCGGCAUGGGCAGCAGCCAGCUCACCUUCGGCCGGGGCUCCAGCCAACCCAACCUGUCCACCAGCUACUCGGAGCAGGAGUACGGCAAGGCCGGGGGGUCGCCGGCCUCCUACCACGGCUCCACCUCCCCAAGGGUGUCCUCAGAGCUGGAGCAGGCGCGGCCGCAAACGAGCGGGGAAGAGGAGCUGCAGCUGCAGCUGGCGCUGGCCAUGAGCAGAGAGGUGGCCGAGCAGGAAGAGCGCCUCAGGCGGGGAGAUGACCUCAGGUUGCAGAUGGCCUUGGAAGAAAGCCGCAGAGACACAGUUAAAUUUCCAAAAAAAAAAGAGCAUGGCUCCCACCCGCAGCAGACCACGCUGUUGGACCUGAUGGACGCUCUGCCCAGUGCGGGCCCUGCUGCCCAGAAGGCAGAGCCCUGGGGCCCUUCCGCAUCAGCCAGCCAGACCAACCCCUGGGGUGCUCCGGCAGCCCCCGGCAGCACUUCGGACCCCUGGCCGUCAUUCGCUCGGUUCCCUGGAAGUUUGCCAAAGUGCACCGAAUACCAGGCUCUGUCCUGCCGUGUGGGGACCCAGACAGGAGCAGGUGCCAAGACAGCCACCUCCGUCGACCCAUGGGGGGUGCCCACCGGCGCCGGCACACGCUCCGUCCCCAAGGGCUCUGACCCCUGGGCCGCCCCGCAGCAGCCAGCCCCUAGUGCCGGGAAAGCCGCCGACCCCUGGGCCGCAGCAUCGGCCGCCAAGCCUGCGUCCCCCUCUGGGGCUUUUGAUCUCUUCAGUAAUUUGAAUGGUACAAUUAAAGAUGACUUUUCUGAAUUUGACAACCUCCGAACUUCAAAAAAAGCAGCCAAGGCGGCGUCUCCGCCGGCCCAGAACAACGGAACUACCAGCCCCGACCCCUUUGAGUCCCAGCCCCCGACCGUGGCCUCAAGCAAGCCCAGCGGCACCCGGAAAACCCCCGAGUCCUUCCUGGGCCCCAAUGCGGCCCUGGUGAACCUGGACUCGCUGGUGACCAGGCCAGCCCCGCCGGCACAGUCCCUCAACCCCUUCCUGGCACCAGGUGCUGCCGCAGCCUCAGCCCCGGUCAACCCCUUCCAGGUGAACCAGCCGCAGCCACUGACGCUGAACCAGCUGCGGGGGAGCCCGGUGCUGGGGAGCAGCGCGUCCUUCGGGCCAGGCCCGGCUGUGGAGCCCAUGGCUGUGGCCUCCGUGACGUCCGCAGCCUCCCACCCAGCCCUGGGGGCUGGCGGCUCCUCCCUGCCGCCGCUGGGCCCCGCCGCGGUGAACAUGGUGGGCAGCCUGGGCGUCCCCCCGUCGGCAGCUCAGGCCACCGGCACAACCAACCCGUUCCUCCUCUAGUGCCCGCGCCGGGACCCGCCGCAGAGCAUCCGUGCUGAGGACGCCGGGCAGGGGCUCUCGCCUGUGGAAUGGGGUCUGAGAGUGGGGUGGGUGUGCAGAGGGUGUCUUUGCGGCCCUGGCUCUCAGCCUGAGGGUCGAGAGGUGGCGGGCUUACUGAGGCGUCAUCACGCGGCACGUGGGUCCCCGAGCCUGUGUCAGGCGGGAGGGCCCCUGACCCAGCCUGACCGCGGGCCCAGCCCGCCGGCCCUCGGGGGCCUUGGAUGAGGAGGUGGCAGUGCUCAGUGCUGGCCCAGCCUCAGCCCCGGGCCUCUGGGAGCCCCCCUGCCCAGGACCUGGCCCCCACCCCCAGCCCUGGCAACCCCCCCAGGCGUGGACGGGAUGGAGUGCGGGCUCCCUCAGACACUGACCUUUGGGGGACGCGGUUGUGCAUAUUUUACUUUUCUUUGACUCGUGUGUGAGUUCAAAGUAAACGCCACCACCGUGGAACAACUCUUGAAUUAAAUCCACUAGAGCAAGCUUUAAACUAACCUGAGCAUAACCCUGCCACGUGCUCCAUGCUUGUACACGUUUGCACAGAUUUUGUUUAGUACAGUUUCAUAUUUGUUUGCAGAAUUAUCGAAUAGUCUUUUUUGGCUAAUAUUUUUAUAACGUCGGUCUUAUUUAACUGUCUAGUUUUGAUAGAAUUUACCAGGUCUGGCUGAAUUAAGAUAUUGGCAGUGUCAUGUUAGUGGUGUAAAUCCUCUUAUUUAUGGUUUUAACUCUGUAAGAAAAUUUAAAUAGGAAGAGACAAAAAAAUGCCUUAUGGAAAAACUAAAGCAAAUUCUUUAUAGGAAAACAUGGGAAUUUGAUUAUGCAUAAAAGAUGUUUAUUUAAAAGGAAAAAAAAGAAAACUACAACGGUAACAAAAAAUCGUAGCCUCCAGUUGCCUUUCCCUUUAACUCCUUUUUUUGGUGGAUUACCAAACUGAUUGACUUUCAGCCUUUUUGGCUAGAUCCUAAGAGAGGCUAUUUUUCUUACUGAUGAACCAACGUGAAGAAAGUUAAAGACAAAAAAAUCUAACAUAUGAAUGUGACUCACCAGGUUUUAUCAGCUAACUCCUUUUUGUGACUGAAGGCAUGCACAGUUAACAAGACUUUGUUUACAGUGGGAACGUGGGAAGGAGGAGACUUCUGGAACCCUGUGUCUGUGACCCCCUCUCUUACUCCACACUCAGGGUAGAGGUGGGGACAGCGGGGGGGGCGGCAUGUCGGGGGCAGCCCAGGCUGACGGGGAGGGCCCAGGGCUGGCCCCAACCUACGCACCCGCCCUCCAGACACCCGUUGCAAUGUAGAAGUAAUCAUCUCUUACUUGACAGAGGAAGAAAAAUCAUUCUCACCCAGAAGAGAUUUUUAGCGAAAGUGCACUAAUCUUACCUCCCUCUCCCCUGCUUUCCUCGCCCCACCCACCACUAUAAAAAAGUAUUAGGUAAGUCACAAAUGAAAGACCAGAAGAGACUUGCUUCUCCCCAGGGAAGGGCCAUUUCCCCCGAGUCCUGUGUCUGUCUGGUCAGCCGGCCUGGCGGGCACCUCAGUCUCACUCUAGGUGGCGGACGUCUCACCUCUAGCACCAAGGGCAGCUGACGGCUGGGGGGUCUCUCCUGGGGGAUGGGGCCCCUCCCCCCUCUCUGGUUCCAGGAGCUCUGACCCUUGGCGCUGGGCACGGGAGGCUGACUCACAACUGCCUGCUCAGGCCACUCCUGUUGCCAUGUAGAAGAGCUCACCUGUGCUCCUCCCUGGGGCUACCCCCGGCCCAGAGCUCCUGCCCAGCCCCUGAGACCUGGGGCUGGACCAUGGGCUCGAGUCAUCCAUGAAGGCCUGUCCAGCCUCUCCCAGCAGCCUGGGGGAGGGUGGGGCAGGGCGGGGCUCGGGGCAAGGUGCUCCCCCGGGAGGUAGGGGCCAUGAUUCCUCGUGAGAGUGAAGGGCCCUUCCCGAUGGGACUUUAAGGCCCCGAGGUCACAGCCGGCGGCCCACCCAGGCCCAGGCAGACUCCCGCCCAGCUCCCAGCUCAGGCCCACCCCAGGCGCCUUGUCCGUGGUGCCCGCUGCACUGAUUAUGAAGCCACUGGUGCUGCCACGCGUGUGGGACACACGCCAUCGAGCUCCCUCCUGCCUGGCACCGUGGCAGGGGUGUUGCCCAGCCUUUUUCUCAGUCCCAGGGGCGGGUGGCCGGUUUGGAACUUGUGUUGACUGUUGAUACUUAUUUACUGUA
Molecule: messenger RNA, 4360 nt
Organism: Mesoplodon densirostris (Blainville's beaked whale)
Lineage: Eukaryota; Metazoa; Chordata; Mammalia; Artiodactyla; Ziphiidae
Gene: EPN2
Product: epsin 2
Exons: 10
Coding region: 288-2114 (608 amino acids)
Biological process (GO): endocytosis
Cellular component (GO): plasma membrane; clathrin vesicle coat; endosome
Molecular function (GO): phospholipid binding; clathrin binding
Source: RefSeq, a predicted model, not a curated record